Protomyces lactucae-debilis is the source of this 669-nucleotide messenger RNA. Its product is annotated as Rof/RNase P-like protein. Gene Ontology annotation, biological process: tRNA 5'-leader removal; rRNA processing. Gene Ontology annotation, cellular component: ribonuclease MRP complex; ribonuclease P complex. The transcript has a single exon. Gene Ontology annotation, molecular function: ribonuclease P RNA binding. The coding region runs from base 1 to 669 and encodes 222 amino acids. NCBI's taxonomy places the organism in Eukaryota, Fungi, Ascomycota, Taphrinomycetes, Taphrinales, Protomycetaceae. The record is from RefSeq and is a predicted model, not a curated record.
AUGCCAUCAAGCGGUGCAUCUGCUCGCGUUGCUCAAGACUUGCUCAAUGCUACAACCCUCACUGAAGCACGCAAGCAAGAACAAUUCCUCACAAAGAUAGAGCACAAGAUGCUCCUCCUUGAAGCAACGAGAUCAGGCGAUUCUCGUCUCAUCAAAGCACAAAAGGAAGCAGCACGUAUUGCAAAGAAGCGAAAGCCGAAACCUUUCUCUGCACGUGAAUGUAAAAAGUCCGGUUGGGAUACUAUCCCGCAGUCUUCGCGAGACCCACAACUCUAUGAAGCCUUGAAUGCGCUUUGGCAAGGGUAUAUGGCGGAGAUUUGGGCGGGUGGGCCGCCAGAGGCGAAGCUGCUCAAAGCCGAUUAUCAUGGUGCGCGUGUCACGGUCAUUCAAUCGUCUUGUCCAAGUCAUGUCUUCACGACUGGUAUUGUCAUCAAAGAGACACGCAAUACGUUUGUGAUUGGUACAGCAAGUGGUCGUGUCGUGACAAUCCCAAAGCGAGCGACGGUCUUUGAGUUUGAAACGCAACUGCCGAAUGCGAAAGCUGCGAAUCCGCCAAAAGAACCAGACACGUCGACCGUCAAGUGGCAAGUAUUUGGUGAGCAUUUCGGAUAUCGAGCCGCUGAACGUGUCUCGAAAAAGUUCAAAGGCCGCAGUACCAUUGAUUUUUGA